Messenger RNA from Tarenaya hassleriana, 1440 nucleotides. Its product is annotated as spermidine hydroxycinnamoyl transferase. Lineage: Eukaryota; Viridiplantae; Streptophyta; Magnoliopsida; Brassicales; Cleomaceae. Gene Ontology annotation, molecular function: acyltransferase activity, transferring groups other than amino-acyl groups. The transcript is spliced from 2 exons. The coding region runs from base 34 to 1377 and encodes 447 amino acids. The record is from RefSeq and is a predicted model, not a curated record.
AAAAUCCUCAAAGUACACACAUUGUCGUUUGUGAUGGCACCGGUUAUCUUCAAAAACUGUUACUCGGUACAACCGGCCGAACCGACAUGGACCGGCCGGUUAUCCUUAACCGAAUGGGACCAAGUCGGAACGAUAACCCACGUUCCCACCGUUUACUUCUACAACAAACCACCUGAAAAUUUCAACGUCGUCGAAACCCUAAAGAGCUCACUGAGCCGUGCGCUUUUCCAUUUCUACCCUUUGGCCGGCCGCCUCCGUUGGCUCCCGAAAAGCCGCCUCGAGCUCGAGUGCAAUGGGGCGGGCAUUCCAUUCGUUGAGGCGGAAUCCGAAUCCGAGCUUUCGGGUUUCGGGGACUUCUCCCCGUCGCCGGAAUACGAGAACCUUGUGCCGCAAGUAAACUACGAAAACCCUAUAGAGAAGAUCCCUCUAUUGCUGGUCCAACUCACCAGGUUCAGAUGCGGCGGAUUAUGCCUCGGCGUCAACAUUUCCCACGCCGUCGUCGACGGGCAAAGCGCACUCCACUUCAUCUCCGAGUGGGCGAGAAUCUCCUGCGGACAACCUCUCGGUACAGCCCCGUAUCUCGACCGGAGAAUCCUCCGGGCCGGCGAACCUCCGGCCGUGAAACCACCGCCGUUGGAUCUGAAAGAGCUUGAGCAGCCGCCGCUGAUGAUCGGAGCAGAGGAUAACGUGGAAGAGAGGAAGAAGGAUACGACGGUGGCGAUGCUGAAACUGGACAGAGCUGACGUGGAGAAGCUGAGGGAGAGAGCGAAUAAGAGCGAGUUUUCCGAUUCAACCAGGUCGUUUACGCGUUACGAGGCGGUGACGGGUCACGUGUGGAGGUCGGCGUGCAAGGCACGUGGCCAUUUUCCACAGCAGCCGACGGCGUUAGGCGUCUGCAUAGAUUCACGUAGCCGGAUGCAGCCUCCAUUGCCUCAGGGGUAUUUUGGGAAUGCCACUCUUGACGUCAUUGCAGUGAGCACUUCAGGCGAGCUGAUCUCGAACCCACUCGGGUAUGCGGUGAGAAAAAUCCGAGAAGCGAUCAAGAAAGUGAACGACGAGUACGUGAGAUCGGAGAUAGAAUACCUAAAGAACCAGGAAGAUCUGAAGAAGUUUCAAGACCUGCAUGCCUUGGGGAGCACGGAAGGUCCAUUCUAUGGAAACCCUAAUUUAGGAGUGGUGAGUUGGCUAACCCUACCGAUCUACGGCUUAGAUUUCGGGUGGGGAAAGGAGGUUUACAUGGGACCCGGCACGCACGAUUUCGACGGCGACUCGCUGCUCUUGCCGGACCAUGAGGACGCUGGCUCGGUGGUUCUGGCUCUGUGCCUUCAAGUGGCUCAUAUGGAGGCUUUCAAGAAACAUUUCUAUGAAGAUAUUUAAACUCGGGUUUUUAAAUUAUAAACUAAUUAUAUAAUUUGGUAAUAAUGUGUUGGCUGAUGAAGA